UCGGUUUUCACGGCGUGGGGUUAGCUUGUUGACUUGCAUGGUACUUUAAAUAACCGACAUUGCUCACGAUCCGAGCUUUUGGACCUCACCCUCCAAUCAUGGGGACAAACCUCAACAUGUUAAUUGCAUGGACCGCGGCCAUAUUCCUUCUACCAUUAUGCACCGUUGCAAAAACUUGGGUAUCCCUCCCAGUCCAUGCUCCAGCAAGGAUCGAAGACGACGCGCCUUUUGGUCACCAAGUGGACGUCGCUAUAGGCACACCCCCUCAGAAUAGCUCGUUCAAUAUCGGGAUACAGGACUGGCUUGUAGCACCCCUCGUUCCACAAUGUAUUUUUUGUCCUGUCGAUGGGAUGUAUGAUCCAAAUUGGUCGACAAGCUUUAAAGUUUCCGACAAGAGAAAAGGGAGCUUUGACCUUGGAGGGCUGGAAGGGAACGAGACGUUCACCUUAGGGGGCGUUUUACAAGACCUAAAUACUCCGAUGAUUUUCAUCGAUCAAAUGGGACCAGAGGCCGCAAAGCGCUUUAGUGGAGGCAUACUUGGGCUCGCCCCUACUAAAAACGAGUCAUUACGUGGACACAACAUUCUCGUCCGGCUGGAUGAGCAAGGCCAGCUUCUGAAUCCAGUAUGGGGACUCCGCUUGGGGGGAGAUAAUCCUCGACUGACAAUUGGAGCGCUCGAUCCAAACGAGUACGAAGGCGAACUGAACUGGGUACCGGAAUUGAACGAUACCGGGAUGAUAAAGGUGGACGCGUACAGAGGGUAUCAAGGGAAUAUCUUACCUUUUCAGUACCCCGUUACUGCGUCGUUGAGCAGCGUCAGCAAGAAUAUCUAUCUGCCUGAAAUCAUGACAUACCUCACGAACGAAUCUUUGAUCGGACCGCAAGAGGGUGUAAAUCUUGAGCCAGAUCACAAACAGCAGAUUGGGAUUCAGUGUAAUGGGACUCAGCCACCACAGCUGCAGUUUUCGGUAGAUAUCAACGGUAUCAACUAUCCAAUCAACCAACAUGACCUGAUUCGACCCCCAAGCAUCAUGGCGGCAAAAGGAUUUUGUAAUAUCGGGGUCUACAAAGCGGAUCCGGCAGGCUUUGAACUUGGAGUCGUCUUCCUGCGGAGUGUGUAUCUAGCGUACAGAUUCCCCACUGGAGAUUGUCCAGGCUAUUACGGAUUCGCCUUCCCCAAAGGCUCCACAACGACGUCCAAUCAGAAACCCAGAGACGCGCCUCCUAAUGCCUCGCAAUGCCUGUCCUUAGUCCAGCCAACUUCUACACCCACUCCAACAAUCGCGGUACAUGAAGGCAAGCUCGGAUUUUCAGAGGAGAAGUUCAGGGUUUAUGGGAAAGCCGAGGAUCAAUGGGUUGCGUUGAGAGGUGUGGGAGAUUUGCCUGCCCUGACGGUUAGAGGUGUUGAAGAUAAGUCGGUGGUCAAUGGUGGUUGAAGUCCAAGUUAACAAUAUCGAUAAGUAUGCGGGUGACCAUAUACAGUACUCAGGUUAUUGAAUAUAAUAUAUGUAUUUGCUAAGAGAC
This is a messenger RNA of Marasmius oreades (fairy-ring Marasmius), 1524 nucleotides long. RefSeq lists its product as uncharacterized. Gene Ontology annotation, biological process: proteolysis. The transcript has 8 exons. Gene Ontology annotation, molecular function: aspartic-type endopeptidase activity. The coding region runs from base 99 to 1436 and encodes 445 amino acids. The record is from RefSeq and is a predicted model, not a curated record. Lineage: Eukaryota; Fungi; Basidiomycota; Agaricomycetes; Agaricales; Marasmiaceae.